Molecule: messenger RNA, 995 nt
Organism: Aspergillus versicolor CBS 583.65
Lineage: Eukaryota; Fungi; Ascomycota; Eurotiomycetes; Eurotiales; Aspergillaceae
Product: DUF488 domain-containing protein
Exons: 1
Coding region: 233-595 (120 amino acids)
Source: RefSeq, a predicted model, not a curated record
UCUAUUUUUGAUAAUGUGUCUACAAUUAGGCUCUGCUAUUUGCGAAUUAUAUUAACUAGCGAAUUGCAGUUUAAGCCACAUCAGACCAUUUAAUAUGCGUCAUGACCCUCUCUGUUGUCCGGUUCGAACCACUCUCUACCCAUUCCGCAAUAUUAUUUAAACGCCGGUCAAUGCCAACCUUUUUUUUUUUUUUUUUUUCUUUGAUUUCCAUGCUCACGAUAACCAGCAAACUAUGGCACCCCACAAACACGACAUUGAGGUAGUGCAUGUCAAAGAUGGUCGACCGGAUUCCGGCAAGGCUGUGCUGGUAGACAGAGUCUGGCCUCGCGGUCAACGCAAAGACGAGGCACCGUGGGAUGAAUGGCUCAAGGAAGUCGCUCCAUCGACAGAACUACGACACUGGUACGCGCAUGACCCAGACAAGUACGAAGAAUUCGCCAGCCGGUAUAGGGACGAGCUCCACGACGAGGAACCCGCAAGUGCUUUCAAACACCUGCAGAAUCUACACCACAGCGGACAGCUGGUUCUGAUGACGGCCACUAAGGACCUGCAUCUGAGUCAAGCUCAUGUUCUAGCAGAUAUGCUAGCGGAAUAAGUGCGACGGGUGGAGUCGGUAGCCAAUGUGGAUAUAACCUGCGAAGGUCGAACAAAACUGCUAUGUAUAUACAAGACACUCAUCAGGCGCCCAAUGAUCAAAGUGCUUUGGCAAAGGCCCAGUCCAGCACUUUCUCCACUGGCUUGUCGAAAAUAUAUGGACAGAAUGGUACUACAGAUAACCCAAGGCCCAGGGUGCCAGUCGUCCGAAGACGUCUACUCUUCACGUCUUUCAUCAUCCAGCUGGCACACUUCAUGGCACUUUGGAUUGUGGCGGCAGGGAGCGCCAUGCUAGCCAGACUGUGAAAUAAAAUGCGCUGGACGCCAACAAGCCGAUAAUCCUUCGAAAGAGCAGCUACUCGGGGGUGAGCCGCGGCGUCCGCAUCCUGCACUUAUUAGUA